Molecule: messenger RNA, 669 nt
Organism: Fulvia fulva
Lineage: Eukaryota; Fungi; Ascomycota; Dothideomycetes; Mycosphaerellales; Mycosphaerellaceae
Exons: 2
Coding region: 1-669 (222 amino acids)
Molecular function (GO): acyltransferase activity, transferring groups other than amino-acyl groups
Source: RefSeq, a predicted model, not a curated record
AUGGUCGUCCAAAUCAUGCCUUUAGCUGGGGCAGACAUACCAACCUAUGUUCGAGUCGAGCUUGAGGCUUUCAGAUCGCAUCCAAGGAUAUCUAUGCUAUGGCCAAAUGGAUAUACCGACGACUUGUACGCAUACUACGAAGCGGGGAAGACCAAAAGCUUUCAUGAGCCUGAUACGCGUUUCAUCAAAGCUGUCGAUGAUACAAUGGGCGAGAUUUUGGGAGUCUCUGAGGUUACUUUCGCCCUUGAUCUAGCGAAGAAUGCGGCUCGGUCUCCGCCAUCAACAGAUGAGCAGCCACCAGCAAACUGGCCAGCGGGUGGCAACUGGGAGCUGAAGCGGUAUUUUAAGAUCAACACAUUCCAUCUGCUUGCCGACUCAUUCACGGGGAAGCCAUACAUACUGGUCGAUCUUCUGAUCGUCAACCCGAAGUACCAUCGACAAGGGAUCGGGUCAAAGCUUCUCGACUAUGCGACUAAUGAGGCAGAUCAGCGAGGUGUUCUGCUUGGUCUGGAAUCCACACCUGCUGGGUUGUCGUUGUACCAUCGUCACGGGUUGAGAGAAGCGCAAGUCAUCAAGGCUGAUAUGAGGCUCUUUGGUGUGAUGCAUGAGUAUGACGAGGAAGCGGCGAAGCGCGUGUGGAUGGUCAGAGAGCCUCGUAUGCAGACUUGA